GCAGAACCAGCAGAUCCCCACGUACGCCGCCCCGCAGCCACAGCACCAACCUCCGCCGCCGGCGAAACCAGGAAUGUCGCUCUGGGUCUGGGGCAUCGGGCUCGGCGCCGCCGCCUUCUUCGGCCGCGCGGGUCUCGUCGCACUGCGACGAUCGGGCGGAGGCGCAGGCGCGCUGGGCCGCGGCUUCUACAAGGGCGGGUUCGAGCCCAAGAUGACGCGGAAGGAGGCAGCCCUCAUCCUGGAGAUGCCCGAACGCGGCGUCACCAAGGAGCUCCUGCGCAAGAAGCACCGCCAGCUCAUGCUGCUGAACCACCCCGAUCGCGGCGGGAGCCCCUAUCUCGCGACCAAAGUCAACGAGGCCAAGGAGAUGCUCGAGAAGGAGAUAAAGUAAAGCAGGAAGCCGUGGAGUGGCGAGCGUACAUAUCCGCCGACGUGUAUCAAGACCUGUACUGUACUAUACUACUUUUGCAUAGCUGUGCUGCGGAUGCAUUCAGCAAGGCGUUGUUUGGCUUUGGAGGGAGGGCGUUGGAGAGUGUGGGACGUCCAUCACCACUUACUUGGCUUGGGUGGCCUGAGCUAUCAAAUACAACGAAUUCGUCAUGUGCUAGAGAAUAGACUGCCCGAGGCCGGCCAAGACGGCCCUUUGGAACCUCG
Paraphaeosphaeria sporulosa is the source of this 654-nucleotide messenger RNA. RefSeq lists its product as uncharacterized. The record is from RefSeq and is a predicted model, not a curated record. Lineage: Eukaryota; Fungi; Ascomycota; Dothideomycetes; Pleosporales; Didymosphaeriaceae. Gene Ontology annotation, biological process: protein import into mitochondrial matrix. Gene Ontology annotation, molecular function: ATPase activator activity. The transcript is spliced from 3 exons. Gene Ontology annotation, cellular component: PAM complex, Tim23 associated import motor. The coding region runs from base 74 to 391 and encodes 105 amino acids.